ACACACAAUGUGCAAACGGAGUUAAUUGUGUCACCAUAGAGCGGAGCGUCGCUGCUUCGUUUCCGGAUCAGCAACUCGGCAGUGUAUAUCAGCGAACCAGUGACUCGUCACCGGCAAAUCAGUGACUGCAGCCAGGACUCACUAGCCUAGAUGGAGGGAGCCAUUCCACGGUUUUCGAUGAUUUAGCGGAAUCGUAGUCAUCAUUUUACUCAUCGAGGAAGCAUUUGUCGUCGCUGGGUGAUCGGCGAAACGAAAUCUCGGAAAAUUAGCAACAGCAGAAAGCGCAGACUCACGCCUUGAGUCACAAGAAGUGGAAGAUGGCGUUUUACCGACCGUUAUUCGGCGACGCAGAGCAAGAAGCAUAUUUAUCUCGACACCUUGCCUUCGUUACCCAGCCUGAUGUUAUGGAACUUGCUCAAUUAACAAGAGCGAGGAACACACAAGCCCUGAUGCGAUACGGACCUCCGCUUAGAGGAGGAAUGUAUCAAGAACUAAGCACCGUGUAUGGCGAGCAAUGCCCACCACAAAGUGCAGCAUUCGAAUCUGACAUCGCGUUCGCCCAGCGCGCUGAUCAACAUCUAAACCAGUCACUUCGAGCAUAUCCAUACGGACCAGCGAGUGACUUAGGCAUUCAUCAACCUCUGUACGGAAGUUCAGGAGACCUGCGACAAAUCCAACAACCGAUGGCCGGCAUUCCACCAAGUUACGGAGAAGCAACACACAAUCAAAGUCAUGACCUCCCUACAGUAAUGAGCCGACCCGACCUCCAAUGGUUGGUUACCACAAGCAACGUUGGAAUGAGGACCCGAACUCCUCCGAACACAGUUUCUUCUCCCCACGUCGGGAGGACAGAUGAGAGCUCCGCAAUCACCAUUAGCCACCAUGAUCUUCCACAUCACCGGUUUCAACAAGGGGAGCAGCUUCCACCUCCUCUGCAAAGAACAAACACUGGAAACAAGAGAGUGAAGAUGGAAGCAAACUCGGCUGUUCCUCCCCGACCGAAAGGAACGCCAGGAAGAAAACGAAAGUUCCAAGACCAUGAGUUAAGCCCAGCUGAAGCAACAAAACGUCACAUUCGAAGAGAAAGAAACAAAAUCGCGGCAGCAAAAUGCAGAAACCGACGACGAGAGCUCACAGAUCGACUCCAGGGCGAAACAGAUCACUUGGAGGAUCAUCAGAGUAUCCUCCAUCAAGAGAUCAUGUCCCUACAGCAGGAGAAGGAGCACCUUGAGUUCCUCCUUGCCGCGCAUUCUCCUCAGUGCAAAGCAGGGAUCGGAGCCAGUGAGCAUCUUCUUCUUGCUCAUGAUGAUCGGAUGAUGCAGAGCAACAUGGUUGGAGGAAUGCACGAGAUGUCGCUCGUCCCACCUCCGGAAGUGAUGGAGGAGAUGAUGCCACAACCUCACACCGAUUCAUGCGUACCAGACAACACACACACCCACCCUGGGUAUUACACUGAGUAUUCCAACCAAGACACUACCCUUCCCGUAUCUCUUCCAUCUACCUGCGCACCCAACAGCACAGGGCCGACUGACUUGUCUCUCCACUCACAAUCCUACGGAACCCCGCCAACCAGGUUUCCUAACAUGAACCUCGAACCAUUGGCAAUAUCUGAAGCCCCACUCAACACCCCAGUAUGCACGCUCACAACUCCCUCGAUCAGCAGCGGCGUCUUCACCUUCCCAAGCAGCACCUCCGGAGGACUUAACACCACCACAGCCACUACGGAUAUGUCAUACAAUUACCAAACCUCUUCAGUCAGCACUCCGUGCCCAGAUUUUUUCCAGACUCCUCGACUCCCGACGACCCCGUCUUACACAGCCUCAGUGACGUCGUUUCCGGCUGAUGGCCAAUCAUUCCCGGUAUUGAGCAGCCACCUUCAACAGCAGCCAGCACAGUCGUGCUCGGCAGCGCACAGAAGGAGCUCAUCAAGCGAAAGCCACAACAGCCCAGAUUCAGUGAAAUCGCCGAAGUUGCUUUCCCUAUAAACGCUUCAUGUAAAAAGGCAGCAAAAACUUUGUUUUAUAUCCCGUGCGUUUCGACGACACUCGUUGUAUAUUUGUUGCUGAAACAUUCAAAAGACGAUAUUUUCCACCACAAGUUUCACCGUUUUCUUGCCUGUACAGUCAAAUUUAUUUUUCUACUUGCUUUUCAAGGUGACGUGGUCUCUUAGUGAAUUCGCCUGACCCAUUUUCGUUUCAUUUGAAGGUGUUUGGUAACCUGACACAUUUAACUAUUCAUUAAUUUAUUUAACGCGUUCUUGCCAGUAGUAACUUAUUCCACACGUCCGAAGCUUAUUUAUUUGCGCCGCACACACAUUCCCAUUUAUUAUUAAGCUGCCACUUGUUUCUACUACUGUCGCUAUUUCGUAUAUUUUCGUGUAAUAAGCUGGUGUUUUGUUGAUAUUGCGCCGCAGAGUUAAUCAAGCUUCUACCAACAAAAGCAGUAAACAACCUGUACAGUUUGAGCAAUUGAUUCUCUGUCUCCCUUACACAUUGCCAGAAUACCUAUACUUAAACUGCUUCCCAACGGCUCAUACACUUCUAUACAGUGAUUCAUAUUACCCAUAAAAGCCAGCAGGAGCAAACAUAUUUUCCGAAUUAUUUACAGGCAAUUGAUUUUUAACUUUUAGAUCUAUUCAAGUUAUAUCUAUUCCAUACGUUAUAUUUUUCUAACUCAUAGCUAUAGAUAAAUCAACUUUUGCACUUCAAUGUAUAUCCUCGCCUUUUUAUGCUGCAGUUUCUAUCUUUAUGUACAACAAUCAAAGUUACUCGGGAACACUGGUGUACGUUAUGACGUAGAUUUUUUACGUACAGUUAUUUCAAUCCAAUAAAACACAUUUUUAAACGUUUA
Messenger RNA from Ciona intestinalis (vase tunicate), 2850 nucleotides. The record is from RefSeq and is a predicted model, not a curated record. NCBI's taxonomy places the organism in Eukaryota, Metazoa, Chordata, Ascidiacea, Phlebobranchia, Cionidae.